AGAGAGAGAGAGAGAGAGAGAGAGAGAGAGAGAGGAGGGCUGAUUUGGGGGAGGAGGUCAACCACCGGUGCUUGGCAUCUUGGGUGAGGAUCGAUUUGGGCGAGGUGGUCGUUGGAGAGGAGGCGCCGACUUUCAGGUGGAAUGUCGUCCUUCUGUCCGUGAUCUGCCGCCGCAUCACCCAUGUCUUCGUGUGUUGCACCUGCUUCCUGCUCCAUCCCACGGGCCGGACGGUCUUGGCCUGCGACGAGUCAAUGGCCAACUGACAGCGACACAUGGAGCCUGAAGGAGCAGGCGGUGGGGGGAGCUGCAGGAGGCCAACAAGGCCCUCGCCACCGCCGCCCAUGACGCACUCCGACGGUGCUAGGCGGGAAUGUCUGUCGCGGCCAUCUUCCUUAACCGGCCAUGGUCUGCAUCCCAUCCUACCCCUGCUCUCUCUCAGACGGAUUAGAAAUUGGAUAUGGCUCAUUUGGGGUUAAUUCAAUUUCCGAGAAGUAGAACUGUGAUUCAUUCUCAGACAACUUUUCUUUUUGUCGCACUUCCUGGGCUGUCUCUUCGGCGAUGCAGCAAACAAAGGAGAGGACGAGUCUGCAGUGCAAGUAUGGUCUCACGUGCUUUGCACAAAAAAGAGAGCGGCAACAGGAGAUUCGUGUGGCUGUUACAUGGGAAAGAAGGAUGGCGUCGGGAGAAGGUGGAUGUGCAGAAAUGGCAGCAGAUCGUGGCCAUGGGGAGGUUUGUAGUGGGGUCGGAGUUCCAUGGCUUCCUCGUGCUCCCUGUCAAGUUUCUGGUGGAGAUGCCUCAUUACUGCACCAGUGCCAGGUACCAUCCCUCCAUGAGCCUACUUUCUCUCGGAUGCCAUAGCAACUACAAGUCUUGGACACGAUGGAUAGGUCAAAUGGGGAGGUCCGAAGGUGUAGCUCAAGUGUAUCUGUAUUUGUGUCUCAUAAUUGUCCAGGAACUUUGAUUUUUUCAAUAUCUGUAUCUGGUUAUAAACCCAUAGUGAUGUACAUUGGGAAUGUUUGUGGAGGCUACAAAUUUAACCAAAUCUAUGAAGUUUAUGUGUACUUUGUUACAAAUAUGAACUGUUGGUGAUG
Messenger RNA from Triticum aestivum (bread wheat), 1091 nucleotides. RefSeq lists its product as uncharacterized. Lineage: Eukaryota; Viridiplantae; Streptophyta; Magnoliopsida; Poales; Poaceae. The transcript is spliced from 4 exons. The coding region runs from base 458 to 961 and encodes 167 amino acids. The record is from RefSeq and is a predicted model, not a curated record.